Messenger RNA from Dreissena polymorpha, 638 nucleotides. RefSeq names its product monocarboxylate transporter 8-like. NCBI's taxonomy places the organism in Eukaryota, Metazoa, Mollusca, Bivalvia, Myida, Dreissenidae. The coding region runs from base 6 to 482 and encodes 158 amino acids. The transcript is spliced from 5 exons. The record is from RefSeq and is a predicted model, not a curated record.
UUGGCAUGGUUCUGACCGGUAUUUUCAAGCGUUUGUUUGAGAACUACGCUGGACAGAUUGGCUACGCGCUACUGUUUGGGUUCUAUGGCGGCUACUGGACGACAUUCCUCUCCCAGGUUUCCAGAGAGUUGGUAGGACCAGAGUUUGUUGCCAUGGGUAACGGCUAUCUCAGCUUCAUGAUAGCCGUUGGCGGGCUUGUGGCUGGACCAUGUGCUGGCAUUCUGAUCCAGGAAGAGAAGCAGUUCCACUAUGCCAUCUACAUGGCAGGUGCCUCGUUGAUAUGGAGCAACGUGAUACUCCUGCUGUUCAAGUUUAAGAACUGCGGGCCGCUACCCUCGGCCGAGGAUUCGUGCGGACCAAGAAAGGUGCCGCUUCUUGAUGAGGAGCAGUACGAACCUGUGAAGGUCAAGGCCACCGCAAACGGCCAGACAUUAAUCUGCAAUCCUAAUGAAUUGAUCCAGUCACCUGAAACAGAUAUUUAACUUGGAAGAUCCUCUUUUGUCAGUAGUGUGUAAUCCGUCCAUUCCACCCUCCUGCACUGUAACCAUCCAGCACUGAGCCUCAUGUGUGCAAUAUGAAUAUGUCACCAUGGAAGCCAGACAUGUCUGCUUCUUAACUCACCAUGUAGACUUAACACA